Sphaerulina musiva SO2202 is the source of this 2114-nucleotide messenger RNA. RefSeq names its product glycoside hydrolase family 53 protein. The coding region runs from base 1 to 1092 and encodes 363 amino acids. Gene Ontology annotation, biological process: pectin catabolic process. The record is from RefSeq and is a predicted model, not a curated record. Lineage: Eukaryota; Fungi; Ascomycota; Dothideomycetes; Mycosphaerellales; Mycosphaerellaceae. The transcript has 2 exons. Gene Ontology annotation, molecular function: glucosidase activity.
AUGUUCAUCUCAUCCCCCCUCCCCCUCCUCCUCCUCUUUUCCCCCUCCCUCUUCAUCUCCACCACCCAAGCAGCCCUCACCUACAAAGGCGUCGACUGGUCCUCCCUCCUCGUCGAAGAGCGCGCAGGCAAAAUCUACCGCAAUGCUGCAGGUCAGCAACAACCUCUCGAGAAGAUUUUACAAUCCAGCGGCGUGAAUGCCGUUCGACAACGGAUUUGGAAUGACCCCGAGGAUGGGAAUUAUAAUUUGGAAUAUAAUUUGGAAUUGGCCCAGAGGGCCGUCGAGAGUGGGUUGGAUGUGUAUUUGGAUUUUCAUUAUAGUGAUACUUGGGCUGACCCAUCCCAUCAAACCACCCCCUCAGCCUGGUCCUCCUACAACAUCGAUGACCUCUCCUGGGCCGUCUACAACUACACCCUAGACACCAUGAACGCCUUCCACACGGCCAACAUCCCUCUCGCCCUCGUCUCCAUCGGCAACGAAAUCCGCGCAGGAAUGCUCUGGCCUCUCGGCUCCCUCGACUCGUCUUCCUCUUCCUACUCUCCCGCAAAUGUAGCCCGUCUCCUACACUCCGCCUCCGCCGGAAUCAAAGACUCCUCCUUGACCCCCCAACCCCAAAUUCUCGUACAUUUAGACAACGGAUGGAACGCCGACACGCAAGAAUGGUGGUACGAUUUAAUUUUAUCCCCAAACAACGCGUUUACGGCCGCCGAUUAUGAUGUGCAAGCCGUGUCGUUUUAUCCGUUUUAUAAUUCUGCUGCGACGAUGAGUGCGCUCCAAAAGAGUUUGGAGGGGUUGAAGGGGAAAUAUGGGAAAGAUGUUAUGGUUGUGGAGACGAAUUGGCCGCAGAAAUGUUCCAAGCCGGAGGUUGCGUUUCCGGAGGAUGUGAGGGAUUUGACGUUUUCGGCUGAGGGGCAGAGGGAGUGGAUGGAGGAGGUGGCGGGGGUGGUGGAGGGGGUGGGAGGGAGUGGAGUGUGGUAUUGGGAGCCGGCGUGGUUGGCGAAUGCGGGGUUGGGGAGUAGUUGUGAGAAUAAUUUGAUGUUUGAUGCGGAAGGGAGGGCGUUGAGUAGUUUGGAGGUGUUUAAGAGUUUGUAGAAAAGACAUGGAAUCAUCCAUCAUCACCAUCUCAUCCUUGGAGCGCUUUUUGUGCUUCACUAUUGACCUCUUUCAAACUUUGAGCACUUUCUGAAAUCUUCUUCUUCUCUUCGUCGCUCAAUUGUAACGAAAUGGUCUGCAUGACGCCCCCUCUCCCAAUCACAGCCGGCAUGCUCAAACAGACUCCCAGCUCUGGAAUCCAAUGGCUGACUCCCCUAAUGACUUUUUGAUCAAACAAAAUCGCCUUGCAAAUGCUCGCAGUCACACUCCCAAUCCCGUAAUUCGUUGUUCCCUUGCCAUCAAUAAUCGCACCAGCCUUAUCCCUCGUUGCAGCCGCAAUUUCUUCUCGAUUGAAACUCUUCUCCUUCUUCUCCUCCGUAAGAAUCCGAUCGAGCGCCACCCCUGCCACAGACACUGCCGACCACGCAACAACCUGCGAUUCGCCAUGCUCACCCAACACAAACGCUUCCACAUUCCCCUGAGAAACGCCCACCUGUUCCGCAAUUUUCCCCUUCAAUCGUGCCGAAUCCAAAAAGGUUCCGCUGCCAAAAACCUGCUGCGGCGGCAAAUCGAACAAUUUCUGCGCAAGCAAAGUCAUCACAUCCACGGGAUUAGCAACAAUCAAUACAAUCACCCCCUUCUUCAUCGACGACGCGCUCCCCAAAUUCUCCACGACGGAUUUUAAAAUUUUCGCAUUUUUCCCGACAAGAUCCGUUCGACUCUCGCCUUGCUUCUGCGCUGCACCGGCGCUAAUGAUGAUAAUGUCUGCUUGGCCCGCUUCUCGAGGAUCCUGAGCGACGUGAAUCCGCGUACUGGUGGUUUCGCUCUGUAAGACUGCGUCGCGUAAAUCUGCGGCUUGGGCUUCGACGACUUCGGUCUGGGGAUCACUGAGGAUGAUUUUGCCGGCGAUGGGGUUGAGGAUUAGGCUGUAUGCGAUUGAGGAACCGACUACUCCGGCGGCUCCGAUGAUGGCGAUUGUGGUGGGUGAGGAAGAUGAAGGCAUUGUUGAGAGUUGUCUUUGU